This is a messenger RNA of Cynocephalus volans (Philippine flying lemur), 18413 nucleotides long. It is a transcript of the gene AHNAK2, whose product is annotated as AHNAK nucleoprotein 2. The transcript has 9 exons. NCBI's taxonomy places the organism in Eukaryota, Metazoa, Chordata, Mammalia, Dermoptera, Cynocephalidae. Gene Ontology annotation, biological process: regulation of RNA splicing. The record is from RefSeq and is a predicted model, not a curated record. Gene Ontology annotation, molecular function: protein binding. Gene Ontology annotation, cellular component: nucleus; cytoplasm; costamere. The coding region runs from base 1 to 17631 and encodes 5876 amino acids.
AUGUGCGACUGCUUCCACAUGGUGCUGCCCACCUGGCCUGGAGCCCCCGGCAGCGUGUCUGGCCGGCAGCUGCAGCCCGAGGAACCAGCUGCAGAAACUGAAGAGGGCCACUCUGUGACUGAAGGGCCUGUGGAUGAGAUCAUUCGGCCACGGCCACAGGGGUCCUCACCUGUUUACGAAUGCACCAUUGAGGGCUCCAGCUUCAGACUCCAGGAAGACACCUUGGGCAGGCAAGCCUCCUCGGGAAGACGGAGAUCCUGGUGGAAGUGGGAUUCGGGGGACUCGAGGACGUUUUCCAGGAUGAGUCGUCCAGAGUCCAUGCAGGAGGCAACAGAGGUGACGCUGAAGACCGAGGUGGAGGCUGGAGCCAGUGGCUACAGUGUCACAGGUGGCGGGAACCAGGGGAUAUUUGUCAAGCAAGUGCUGAAGGACUCCUCAGCUGCCAAGCUCUUUAGCUUGAGAGAAGGGGAUCAGCUCCUCAGUGCAACCAUAUUCUUUGAUGACAUUAAAUAUGAAGAUGCUCUCAAAAUCCUUCAGUACUCAGAGCCAUACAAGGUUCAGUUCAAAAUCAAACGGAAACUCCCAGCCAGGGAGGAUGAGGAGUGGUCCAGCAGUGCUCGGCACGGCGCCCAGGGCAUGGAGAAGCAGGAGAAGGACAUUGCUGAUGGAUGCACAGAGACCCCCACGAAGACACUGGAAGGAGAAGGAGACAGGGAGAGACUCAUCAAACCCAAGGUGGGGAGAGGCCGGCGGCCCCAGAAGGAGCGACUCUCCUGGCCCAAAUUCCAAGCAAUAAGGAGCAAGCGAGGGCCCCGGAGGUCCCACAGCUCGUCAGAGGCCUACGAGCGUGGGGAUGUGCCCGAUGUGUCCCCCACGAGCACAGACACAGAGGUGCAGCUCCCGGAUGAGCACCCACGGCAGAAGGCAGGGCUGGGCAGCGACAGGAGGAGGAGAUUCCUGGGCCUGAGAUUCAGGACGGGCUCGGGCCGGGGCCCAUCUCUGGUGGUGCAACCAGGAGCAGAGGCCCAGGGAGGGAUGGGUCAUACUGGGGUCUUGGAGGAGUCAGGGACCUGCGACGACAGGCUUGAGGAGACAGGGGGUACCGUAGGCAGCAGGAAAGAGGAGAGAGCAGCACUAGUGCAAGACAUGCCACCCAUGCAGGUCACAGAGAGGCCCGCAGAACCUGGUGAGGGGGCACCAGGAAAAGCAGCCGGCCUGGCAGCCAGGCGUCAGAAAAAGAUGAAGGCACAGGAGCAGACCACGACCCCGAAGAAGAGUGGGGCCCAGCCAGCUCCCAGGAUGAGCUGGGAGACUGAAGGGGAAGAAAUACAGAGCCUGGAAAUUGGGAUCGCCAGACUGUCCCUACAAGACACAACCACCCAGGGAGUCACACAGAGUCGCACGCCAGAAAUCCGGGUCAGAAUACCCGAUUUAAAGGCACCCAAAUUUGGAUUAAGAAAAGACACUGUGAGGAAAACAGAAACAGGCAUUUCUGCCGCGGAGCUGCAGCUGCAGCACAGCAGACGCUCUGCAGAAGAACCCGGACCCGAGGUUGAGAGGGAGCCAGGAGAAGAGGGUUUGGGGGCCAGAGAAGCCCUGGAACGUGGGUCAGGGCAAGGGGAGGUGACAGAAAAGGAUGCAGAGGAGCACAGAAAAAUGGACAAACAGACUGACGACAAGGACAAGGAAAAGAGGGAAGAAAAGACCAAAAUGUCCAAAUUUAAAAUGCCCUCAUUUGGGUGGUCACCCAGCAAGGAGCAAAGGACAGAUGAAGCAAAACCCAUACAAGGAACAGAGACAGAAAAAGACAUCCAUAUCACAAAGGAAAAGACGGAAACAAAAAUAACAGAUGACAGUGAAGUCAGGGAUAUCACACGACAUGAAGAAACUCAGAAACACACAACAAAAAUUAAAAAGGGAACAGAAGAAAGUGAGAGGGACCCCUCCCUGGGAGACAAGGACGUGGCCGCCAAAGACAGCAAGUUCAAGAUGCCCAAGUUCAAGAUGCCGUCCUUCGGGGUGUCGGGCCCAGGCAAGACCAUCGAGGCCUCGGUGGACGUGUCCGCGCCCAAGGUGGAGGCGGACGUGACCCUCCCCUCCGUGCAGGGCGACCUCAAGGGCACUGACCUCAGCAUUCAGCCCCCUUCUGCCGACGUGGACGUCAAGGCUGGCCAGGUGGGCGUGAAGCUCCCGGAGGGCCGCCUGCCCGAGGGAGAGCUUGGCGCACAGGCAGCUGGCGCCGGCCUGAAGGGCCACCUGCCCAAGGUGCAGAUGCCCAGCAUCAAGAUGCCGAAAGUGGACAUCAAGGGCCCCAAGCUGGACGUGAAAGGCCCCAAGGGGGAGGUGACCGCCCCCGAGGUGGAGGUGGGGCUGCCCAGCGUGGACGUGGACCUCCAGGCGCCGGGUGCCAAGCUGGAGGGGGACCUCUCCCUGGGAGACAAGGACGUGGCCGCCAAAGACAGCAAGUUCAAGAUGCCCAAGUUCAAGAUGCCGUCCUUCGGGGUGUCGGCCCCAGGCAAGACCAUCGAGGCCUCGGUGGACGUGUCCGCGCCCAAGGUGGAGGCGGACGUGACCCUCCCCUCCGUGCAGGGCGACCUCAAGGGCACUGACCUCAGCAUUCAGCCCCCUUCUGCCGACGUGGACGUCAAGGCUGGCCAGGUGGGCGUGAAGCUCCCGGAGGGCCGCCUGCCCGAGGGAGAGCUUGGCGCACAGGCAGCUGGCGCCGGCCUGAAGGGCCACCUGCCCAAGGUGCAGAUGCCCAGCAUCAAGAUGCCGAAAGUGGACCUCAAGGGCCCCCAGGUGGACAUCAAGGGCCCCAAGCUGGACGUGAAAGGCCCCAAGGGGGAGGUGACCGCCCCCGAGGUGGAGGUGGGGCUGCCCAGCGUGGACGUGGACCUCCAGGCGCCGGGUGCCAAGCUGGAGGGGGACCUCUCCCUGGGAGACAAGGACGUGGCCGCCAAAGACAGCAAGUUCAAGAUGCCCAAGUUCAAGAUGCCGUCCUUCGGGGUGUCGGCCCCAGGCAAGACCAUCGAGGCCUCGGUGGACGUGUCCGCGCCCAAGGUGGAGGCGGACGUGACCCUCCCCUCCGUGCAGGGCGACCUCAAGGGCACUGACCUCAGCAUUCAGCCCCCUUCUGCCGACGUGGACGUCAAGGCUGGCCAGGUGGGCGUGAAGCUCCCGGAGGGCCGCCUGCCCGAGGGAGAGCUUGGCGCACAGGCAGCUGGCGCCGGCCUGAAGGGCCACCUGCCCAAGGUGCAGAUGCCCAGCAUCAAGAUGCCGAAAGUGGACCUCAAGGGCCCCCAGGUGGACAUCAAGGGCCCCAAGCUGGACGUGAAAGGCCCCAAGGGGGAGGUGACCGCCCCCGAGGUGGAGGUGGGGCUGCCCAGCGUGGACGUGGACCUCCAGGCGCCGGGUGCCAAGCUGGAGGGGGACCUCUCCCUGGGAGACAAGGACGUGGCCGCCAAAGACAGCAAGUUCAAGAUGCCCAAGUUCAAGAUGCCGUCCUUCGGGGUGUCGGCCCCAGGCAAGACCAUCGAGGCCUCGGUGGACGUGUCCGCGCCCAAGGUGGAGGCGGACGUGACCCUCCCCUCCGUGCAGGGCGACCUCAAGGGCACUGACCUCAGCAUUCAGCCCCCUUCUGCCGACGUGGACGUCAAGGCUGGCCAGGUGGGCGUGAAGCUCCCGGAGGGCCGCCUGCCCGAGGGAGAGCUUGGCGCACAGGCAGCUGGCGCCGGCCUGAAGGGCCACCUGCCCAAGGUGCAGAUGCCCAGCAUCAAGAUGCCGAAAGUGGACCUCAAGGGCCCCCAGGUGGACAUCAAGGGCCCCAAGCUGGACGUGAAAGGCCCCAAGGGGGAGGUGACCGCCCCCGAGGUGGAGGUGGGGCUGCCCAGCGUGGACGUGGACCUCCAGGCGCCGGGUGCCAAGCUGGAGGGGGCCAAGCUGGAGGGGGACCUCUCCCUGGGAGACAAGGACGUGGCCGCCAAAGACAGCAAGUUCAAGAUGCCCAAGUUCAAGAUGCCGUCCUUCGGGGUGUCGGCCCCAGGCAAGACCAUCGAGGCCUCGGUGGACGUGUCCGCGCCCAAGGUGGUGGCGGACGUGACCCUCCCCUCCGUGCAGGGCGACCUCAAGGGCACUGACCUCAGCAUUCAGCCCCCUUCUGCCGACGUGGACGUCAAGGCUGGCCAGGUGGGCGUGAAGCUCCCGGAGGGCCGCCUGCCCGAGGGAGAGCUUGGCGCACAGGCAGCUGGCGCCGGCCUGAAGGGCCACCUGCCCAAGGUGCAGAUGCCCAGCAUCAAGAUGCCGAAAGUGGACCUCAAGGGCCCCCAGGUGGACAUCAAGGGCCCCAAGCUGGACGUGAAAGGCCCCAAGGGGGAGGUGACCGCCCCCGAGGUGGAGGUGGGGCUGCCCAGCGUGGACGUGGACCUCCAGGCGCCGGGUGCCAAGCUGGAGGGGGACCUCUCCCUGGGAGACAAGGACGUGGCCGCCAAAGACAGCAAGUUCAAGAUGCCCAAGUUCAAGAUGCCGUCCUUCGGGGUGUCGGCCCCAGGCAAGACCAUCGAGGCCUCGGUGGACGUGUCCGCGCCCAAGGUGGAGGCGGACGUGACCCUCCCCUCCGUGCAGGGCGACCUCAAGGGCACUGACCUCAGCAUUCAGCCCCCUUCUGCCGACGUGGACGUCAAGGCUGGCCAGGUGGGCGUGAAGCUCCCGGAGGGCCGCCUGCCCGAGGGAGAGCUUGGCGCACAGGCAGCUGGCGCCGGCCUGAAGGGCCACCUGCCCAAGGUGCAGAUGCCCAGCAUCAAGAUGCCGAAAGUGGACCUCAAGGGCCCCCAGGUGGACAUCAAGGGCCCCAAGCUGGACGUGAAAGGCCCCAAGGGGGAGGUGACCGCCCCCGAGGUGGAGGUGGGGCUGCCCAGCGUGGACGUGGACCUCCAGGCGCCGGGUGCCAAGCUGGAGGGGGACCUCUCCCUGGGAGACAAGGACGUGGCCGCCAAAGACAGCAAGUUCAAGAUGCCCAAGUUCAAGAUGCCGUCCUUCGGGGUGUCGGCCCCAGGCAAGACCAUCGAGGCCUCGGUGGACGUGUCCGCGCCCAAGGUGGAGGCGGACGUGACCCUCCCCUCCGUGCAGGGCGACCUCAAGGGCACUGACCUCAGCAUUCAGCCCCCUUCUGCCGACGUGGACGUCAAGGCUGGCCAGGUGGGCGUGAAGCUCCCGGAGGGCCGCCUGCCCGAGGGAGAGCUUGGCGCACAGGCAGCUGGCGCCGGCCUGAAGGGCCACCUGCCCAAGGUGCAGAUGCCCAGCAUCAAGAUGCCGAAAGUGGACCUCAAGGGCCCCCAGGUGGACAUCAAGGGCCCCAAGCUGGACGUGAAAGGCCCCAAGGGGGAGGUGACCGCCCCCGAGGUGGAGGUGGGGCUGCCCAGCGUGGACGUGGACCUCCAGGCGCCGGGUGCCAAGCUGGAGGGGGACCUCUCCCUGGGAGACAAGGACGUGGCCGCCAAAGACAGCAAGUUCAAGAUGCCCAAGUUCAAGAUGCCGUCCUUCGGGGUGUCGGCCCCAGGCAAGACCAUCGAGGCCUCGGUGGACGUGUCCGCGCCCAAGGUGGAGGCGGACGUGACCCUCCCCUCCGUGCAGGGCGACCUCAAGGGCACUGACCUCAGCAUUCAGCCCCCUUCUGCCGACGUGGACGUCAAGGCUGGCCAGGUGGGCGUGAAGCUCCCGGAGGGCCGCCUGCCCGAGGGAGAGCUUGGCGCACAGGCAGCUGGCGCCGGCCUGAAGGGCCACCUGCCCAAGGUGCAGAUGCCCAGCAUCAAGAUGCCGAAAGUGGACCUCAAGGGCCCCCAGGUGGACAUCAAGGGCCCCAAGCUGGACGUGAAAGGCCCCAAGGGGGAGGUGACCGCCCCCGAGGUGGAGGUGGGGCUGCCCAGCGUGGACGUGGACCUCCAGGCGCCGGGUGCCAAGCUGGAGGGGGACCUCUCCCUGGGAGACAAGGACGUGGCCGCCAAAGACAGCAAGUUCAAGAUGCCCAAGUUCAAGAUGCCGUCCUUCGGGGUGUCGGCCCCAGGCAAGACCAUCGAGGCCUCGGUGGACGUGUCCGCGCCCAAGGUGGAGGCGGACGUGACCCUCCCCUCCGUGCAGGGCGACCUCAAGGGCACUGACCUCAGCAUUCAGCCCCCUUCUGCCGACGUGGACGUCAAGGCUGGCCAGGUGGGCGUGAAGCUCCCGGAGGGCCGCCUGCCCGAGGGAGAGCUUGGCGCACAGGCAGCUGGCGCCGGCCUGAAGGGCCACCUGCCCAAGGUGCAGAUGCCCAGCAUCAAGAUGCCGAAAGUGGACCUCAAGGGCCCCCAGGUGGACAUCAAGGGCCCCAAGCUGGACGUGAAAGGCCCCAAGGGGGAGGUGACCGCCCCCGAGGUGGAGGUGGGGCUGCCCAGCGUGGACGUGGACCUCCAGGCGCCGGGUGCCAAGCUGGAGGGGGACCUCUCCCUGGGAGACAAGGACGUGGCCGCCAAAGACAGCAAGUUCAAGAUGCCCAAGUUCAAGAUGCCGUCCUUCGGGGUGUCGGCCCCAGGCAAGACCAUCGAGGCCUCGGUGGACGUGUCCGCGCCCAAGGUGGAGGCGGACGUGACCCUCCCCUCCGUGCAGGGCGACCUCAAGGGCACUGACCUCAGCAUUCAGCCCCCUUCUGCCGACGUGGACGUCAAGGCUGGCCAGGUGGGCGUGAAGCUCCCGGAGGGCCGCCUGCCCGAGGGAGAGCUUGGCGCACAGGCAGCUGGCGCCGGCCUGAAGGGCCACCUGCCCAAGGUGCAGAUGCCCAGCAUCAAGAUGCCGAAAGUGGACCUCAAGGGCCCCCAGGUGGACAUCAAGGGCCCCAAGCUGGACGUGAAAGGCCCCAAGGGGGAGGUGACCGCCCCCGAGGUGGAGGUGGGGCUGCCCAGCGUGGACGUGGACCUCCAGGCGCCGGGUGCCAAGCUGGAGGGGGACCUCUCCCUGGGAGACAAGGACGUGGCCGCCAAAGACAGCAAGUUCAAGAUGCCCAAGUUCAAGAUGCCGUCCUUCGGGGUGUCGGCCCCAGGCAAGACCAUCGAGGCCUCGGUGGACGUGUCUGCGCCCAAGGUGGAGGCGGACGUGACCCUCCCCUCCGUGCAGGGCGACCUCAAGGGCACUGACCUCAGCAUUCAGCCCCCUUCUGCCGACGUGGACGUCAAGGCUGGCCAGGUGGGCGUGAAGCUCCCGGAGGGCCGCCUGCCCGAGGGAGAGCUUGGCGCACAGGCAGCUGGCGCCGGCCUGAAGGGCCACCUGCCCAAGGUGCAGAUGCCCAGCAUCAAGAUGCCGAAAGUGGACCUCAAGGGCCCCCAGGUGGACAUCAAGGGCCCCAAGCUGGACGUGAAAGGCCCCAAGGGGGAGGUGACCGCCCCCGAGGUGGAGGUGGGGCUGCCCAGCGUGGACGUGGACCUCCAGGCGCCGGGUCCCAAGCUGGAGGGGGACCUCUCCCUGGGAGACAAGGACGUGGCCGCCAAAGACAGCAAGUUCAAGAUGCCCAAGUUCAAGAUGCCGUCCUUCGGGGUGUCGGCCCCAGGCAAGACCAUCGAGGCCUCGGUGGACGUGUCCGCGCCCAAGGUGGAGGCGGACGUGACCCUCCCCUCCGUGCAGGGCGACCUCAAGGGCACUGACCUCAGCAUUCAGCCCCCUUCUGCCGACGUGGACGUCAAGGCUGGCCAGGUGGGCGUGAAGCUCCCGGAGGGCCGCCUGCCCGAGGGAGAGCUUGGCGCACAGGCAGCUGGCGCCGGCCUGAAGGGCCACCUGCCCAAGGUGCAGAUGCCCAGCAUCAAGAUGCCGAAAGUGGACCUCAAGGGCCCCCAGGUGGACAUCAAGGGCCCCAAGCUGGACGUGAAAGGCCCCAAGGGGGAGGUGACCGCCCCCGAGGUGGAGGUGGGGCUGCCCAGCGUGGACGUGGACCUCCAGGCGCCGGGUGCCAAGCUGGAGGGGGACCUCUCCCUGGGAGACAAGGACGUGGCCGCCAAAGACAGCAAGUUCAAGAUGCCCAAGUUCAAGAUGCCGUCCUUCGGGGUGUCGGCCCCAGGCAAGACCAUCGAGGCCUCGGUGGACGUGUCCGCGCCCAAGGUGGAGGCGGACGUGACCCUCCCCUCCGUGCAGGGCGACCUCAAGGGCACUGACCUCAGCAUUCAGCCCCCUUCUGCCGACGUGGACGUCAAGGCUGGCCAGGUGGGCGUGAAGCUCCCGGAGGGCCGCCUGCCCGAGGGAGAGCUUGGCGCACAGGCAGCUGGCGCCGGCCUGAAGGGCCACCUGCCCAAGGUGCAGAUGCCCAGCAUCAAGAUGCCGAAAGUGGACCUCAAGGGCCCCCAGGUGGACAUCAAGGGCCCCAAGCUGGACGUGAAAGGCCCCAAGGGGGAGGUGACCGCCCCCGAGGUGGAGGUGGGGCUGCCCAGCGUGGACGUGGACCUCCAGGCGCCGGGUGCCAAGCUGGAGGGCGACCUCUCCCUGGGAGACAAGGACGUGGCCGCCAAAGACAGCAAGUUCAAGAUGCCCAAGUUCAAGAUGCCGUCCUUCGGGGUGUCGGCCCCAGGCAAGACCAUCGAGGCCUCGGUGGACGUGUCCGCGCCCAAGGUGGAGGCGGACGUGACCCUCCCCUCCGUGCAGGGCGACCUCAAGGGCACUGACCUCAGCAUUCAGCCCCCUUCUGCCGACGUGGACGUCAAGGCUGGCCAGGUGGGCGUGAAGCUCCCGGAGGGCCGCCUGCCCGAGGGAGAGCUUGGCGCACAGGCAGCUGGCGCCGGCCUGAAGGGCCACCUGCCCAAGGUGCAGAUGCCCAGCAUCAAGAUGCCGAAAGUGGACCUCAAGGGCCCCCAGGUGGACAUCAAGGGCCCCAAGCUGGACGUGAAAGGCCCCAAGGGGGAGGUGACCGCCCCCGAGGUGGAGGUGGGGCUGCCCAGCGUGGACGUGGACCUCCAGGCGCCGGGUGCCAAGCUGGAGGGGGACCUCUCCCUGGGAGACAAGGACGUGGCCGCCAAAGACAGCAAGUUCAAGAUGCCCAAGUUCAAGAUGCCGUCCUUCGGGGUGUCGGCCCCAGGCAAGACCAUCGAGGCCUCGGUGGACGUGUCCGCGCCCAAGGUGGAGGCGGACGUGACCCUCCCCUCCGUGCAGGGCGACCUCAAGGGCACUGACCUCAGCAUUCAGCCCCCUUCUGCCGACGUGGACGUCAAGGCUGGCCAGGUGGGCGUGAAGCUCCCGGAGGGCCGCCUGCCCGAGGGAGAGCUUGGCGCACAGGCAGCUGGCGCCGGCCUGAAGGGCCACCUGCCCAAGGUGCAGAUGCCCAGCAUCAAGAUGCCGAAAGUGGACCUCAAGGGCCCCCAGGUGGACAUCAAGGGCCCCAAGCUGGACGUGAAAGGCCCCAAGGGGGAGGUGACCGCCCCCGAGGUGGAGGUGGGGCUGCCCAGCGUGGACGUGGACCUCCAGGCGCCGGGUGCCAAGCUGGAGGGGGACCUCUCCCUGGGAGACAAGGACGUGGCCGCCAAAGACAGCAAGUUCAAGAUGCCCAAGUUCAAGAUGCCGUCCUUCGGGGUGUCGGCCCCAGGCAAGACCAUCGAGGCCUCGGUGGACGUGUCCGCGCCCAAGGUGGAGGCGGACGUGACCCUCCCCUCCGUGCAGGGCGACCUCAAGGGCACUGACCUCAGCAUUCAGCCCCCUUCUGCCGACGUGGACGUCAAGGCUGGCCAGGUGGGCGUGAAGCUCCCGGAGGGCCGCCUGCCCGAGGGAGAGCUUGGCGCACAGGCAGCUGGCGCCGGCCUGAAGGGCCACCUGCCCAAGGUGCAGAUGCCCAGCAUCAAGAUGCCGAAAGUGGACCUCAAGGGCCCCCAGGUGGACAUCAAGGGCCCCAAGCUGGACGUGAAAGGCCCCAAGGGGGAGGUGACCGCCCCCGAGGUGGAGGUGGGGCUGCCCAGCGUGGACGUGGACCUCCAGGCGCCGGGUGCCAAGCUGGAGGGGGACCUCUCCCUGGGAGACAAGGACGUGGCCGCCAAAGACAGCAAGUUCAAGAUGCCCAAGUUCAAGAUGCCGUCCUUCGGGGUGUCGGCCCCAGGCAAGACCAUCGAGGCCUCGGUGGACGUGUCCGCGCCCAAGGUGGAGGCGGACGUGACCCUCCCCUCCGUGCAGGGCGACCUCAAGGGCACUGACCUCAGCAUUCAGCCCCCUUCUGCCGACGUGGACGUCAAGGCUGGCCAGGUGGGCGUGAAGCUCCCGGAGGGCCGCCUGCCCGAGGGAGAGCUUGGCGCACAGGCAGCUGGCGCCGGCCUGAAGGGCCACCUGCCCAAGGUGCAGAUGCCCAGCAUCAAGAUGCCGAAAGUGGACCUCAAGGGCCCCCAGGUGGACAUCAAGGGCCCCAAGCUGGACGUGAAAGGCCCCAAGGGGGAGGUGACCGCCCCCGAGGUGGAGGUGGGGCUGCCCAGCGUGGACGUGGACCUCCAGGCGCCGGGUGCCAAGCUGGAGGGGGACCUCUCCCUGGGAGACAAGGACGUGGCCGCCAAAGACAGCAAGUUCAAGAUGCCCAAGUUCAAGAUGCCGUCCUUCGGGGUGUCGGCCCCAGGCAAGACCAUCGAGGCCUCGGUGGACGUGUCCGCGCCCAAGGUGGAGGCGGACGUGACCCUCCCCUCCGUGCAGGGCGACCUCAAGGGCACUGACCUCAGCAUUCAGCCCCCUUCUGCCGACGUGGACGUCAAGGCUGGCCAGGUGGGCGUGAAGCUCCCGGAGGGCCGCCUGCCCGAGGGAGAGCUUGGCGCACAGGCAGCUGGCGCCGGCCUGAAGGGCCACCUGCCCAAGGUGCAGAUGCCCAGCAUCAAGAUGCCGAAAGUGGACCUCAAGGGCCCCCAGGUGGACAUCAAGGGCCCCAAGCUGGACGUGAAAGGCCCCAAGGGGGAGGUGACCGCCCCCGAGGUGGAGGUGGGGCUGCCCAGCGUGGACGUGGACCUCCAGGCGCCGGGUGCCAAGCUGGAGGGGGACCUCUCCCUGGGAGACAAGGACGUGGCCGCCAAAGACAGCAAGUUCAAGAUGCCCAAGUUCAAGAUGCCGUCCUUCGGGGUGUCGGCCCCAGGCAAGACCAUCGAGGCCUCGGUGGACGUGUCCGCGCCCAAGGUGGAGGCGGACGUGACCCUCCCCUCCGUGCAGGGCGACCUCAAGGGCACUGACCUCAGCAUUCAGCCCCCUUCUGCCGACGUGGACGUCAAGGCUGGCCAGGUGGGCGUGAAGCUCCCGGAGGGCCGCCUGCCCGAGGGAGAGCUUGGCGCACAGGCAGCUGGCGCCGGCCUGAAGGGCCACCUGCCCAAGGUGCAGAUGCCCAGCAUCAAGAUGCCGAAAGUGGACCUCAAGGGCCCCCAGGUGGACAUCAAGGGCCCCAAGCUGGACGUGAAAGGCCCCAAGGGGGAGGUGACCGCCCCCGAGGUGGAGGUGGGGCUGCCCAGCGUGGACGUGGACCUCCAGGCGCCGGGUGCCAAGCUGGAGGGGGACCUCUCCCUGGGAGACAAGGACGUGGCCGCCAAAGACAGCAAGUUCAAGAUGCCCAAGUUCAAGAUGCCGUCCUUCGGGGUGUCGGCCCCAGGCAAGACCAUCGAGGCCUCGGUGGACGUGUCCGCGCCCAAGGUGGAGGCGGACGUGACCCUCCCCUCCGUGCAGGGCGACCUCAAGGGCACUGACCUCAGCAUUCAGCCCCCUUCUGCCGACGUGGACGUCAAGGCUGGCCAGGUGGGCGUGAAGCUCCCGGAGGGCCGCCUGCCCGAGGGAGAGCUUGGCGCACAGGCAGCUGGCGCCGGCCUGAAGGGCCACCUGCCCAAGGUGCAGAUGCCCAGCAUCAAGAUGCCGAAAGUGGACCUCAAGGGCCCCCAGGUGGACAUCAAGGGCCCCAAGCUGGACGUGAAAGGCCCCAAGGGGGAGGUGACCGCCCCCGAGGUGGAGGUGGGGCUGCCCAGCGUGGACGUGGACCUCCAGGCGCCGGGUGCCAAGCUGGAGGGGGACCUCUCCCUGGGAGACAAGGACGUGGCCGCCAAAGACAGCAAGUUCAAGAUGCCCAAGUUCAAGAUGCCGUCCUUCGGGGUGUCGGCCCCAGGCAAGACCAUCGAGGCCUCGGUGGACGUGUCCGCGCCCAAGGUGGAGGCGGACGUGACCCUCCCCUCCGUGCAGGGCGACCUCAAGGGCACUGACCUCAGCAUUCAGCCCCCUUCUGCCGACGUGGACGUCAAGGCUGGCCAGGUGGGCGUGAAGCUCCCGGAGGGCCGCCUGCCCGAGGGAGAGCUUGGCGCACAGGCAGCUGGCGCCGGCCUGAAGGGCCACCUGCCCAAGGUGCAGAUGCCCAGCAUCAAGAUGCCGAAAGUGGACCUCAAGGGCCCCCAGGUGGACAUCAAGGGCCCCAAGCUGGACGUGAAAGGCCCCAAGGGGGAGGUGACCGCCCCCGAGGUGGAGGUGGGGCUGCCCAGCGUGGACGUGGACCUCCAGGCGCCGGGUGCCAAGCUGGAGGGGGACCUCUCCCUGGGAGACAAGGACGUGGCCGCCAAAGACAGCAAGUUCAAGAUGCCCAAGUUCAAGAUGCCGUCCUUCGGGGUGUCGGCCCCAGGCAAGACCAUCGAGGCCUCGGUGGACGUGUCCGCGCCCAAGGUGGAGGCGGACGUGACCCUCCCCUCCGUGCAGGGCGACCUCAAGGGCACUGACCUCAGCAUUCAGCCCCCUUCUGCCGACGUGGACGUCAAGGCUGGCCAGGUGGGCGUGAAGCUCCCGGAGGGCCGCCUGCCCGAGGGAGAGCUUGGCGCACAGGCAGCUGGCGCCGGCCUGAAGGGCCACCUGCCCAAGGUGCAGAUGCCCAGCAUCAAGAUGCCGAAAGUGGACCUCAAGGGCCCCCAGGUGGACAUCAAGGGCCCCAAGCUGGACGUGAAAGGCCCCAAGGGGGAGGUGACCGCCCCCGAGGUGGAGGUGGGGCUGCCCAGCGUGGACGUGGACCUCCAGGCGCCGGGUGCCAAGCUGGAGGGGGACCUCUCCCUGGGAGACAAGGACGUGGCCGCCAAAGACAGCAAGUUCAAGAUGCCCAAGUUCAAGAUGCCGUCCUUCGGGGUGUCGGCCCCAGGCAAGACCAUCGAGGCCUCGGUGGACGUGUCCGCGCCCAAGGUGGAGGCGGACGUGACCCUCCCCUCCGUGCAGGGCGACCUCAAGGGCACUGACCUCAGCAUUCAGCCCCCUUCUGCCGACGUGGACGUCAAGGCUGGCCAGGUGGGCGUGAAGCUCCCGGAGGGCCGCCUGCCCGAGGGAGAGCUUGGCGCACAGGCAGCUGGCGCCGGCCUGAAGGGCCACCUGCCCAAGGUGCAGAUGCCCAGCAUCAAGAUGCCGAAAGUGGACCUCAAGGGCCCCCAGGUGGACAUCAAGGGCCCCAAGCUGGACGUGAAAGGCCCCAAGGGGGAGGUGACCGCCCCCGAGGUGGAGGUGGGGCUGCCCAGCGUGGACGUGGACCUCCAGGCGCCGGGUGCCAAGCUGGAGGGGGACCUCUCCCUGGGAGACAAGGACGUGGCCGCCAAAGACAGCAAGUUCAAGAUGCCCAAGUUCAAGAUGCCGUCCUUCGGGGUGUCGGCCCCAGGCAAGACCAUCGAGGCCUCGGUGGACGUGUCCGCGCCCAAGGUGGAGGCGGACGUGACCCUCCCCUCCGUGCAGGGCGACCUCAAGGGCACUGACCUCAGCAUUCAGCCCCCUUCUGCCGACGUGGACGUCAAGGCUGGCCAGGUGGGCGUGAAGCUCCCGGAGGGCCGCCUGCCCGAGGGAGAGCUUGGCGCACAGGCAGCUGGCGCCGGCCUGAAGGGCCACCUGCCCAAGGUGCAGAUGCCCAGCAUCAAGAUGCCGAAAGUGGACCUCAAGGGCCCCCAGGUGGACAUCAAGGGCCCCAAGCUGGACGUGAAAGGCCCCAAGGGGGAGGUGACCGCCCCCGAGGUGGAGGUGGGGCUGCCCAGCGUGGACGUGGACCUCCAGGCGCCGGGUGCCAAGCUGGAGGGGGACCUCUCCCUGGGAGACAAGGACGUGGCCGCCAAAGACAGCAAGUUUAAGAUACCCAAGUUCAGUAUUCCUUCUUUUUCAUGGUCCCCUAGUAAGGCUGCUGUGAGUGUUCAAGAGGUGGAGGGGAGGAUUACAUUUAGUGAAGAGGCUUCCAUUUUAGGUGAGGUGGACUCUGCUGUCACCCUUCCUGGAGGUUGUCUUGAUGAUUUUAAUAUUGAAACUGAUUUGGGUCACUCAUUUGGGAAAGAUGAAGAGAAAGCCGAACCUGAGAAACUUCAUAUUAACAUCCGCAAAGGCUUUUUUUCCUCAGGGAAGUCUCGGAAAGACAUUAAACACCUUGAAGGUGGUUUUGGGGCACGUGUUCCCCGGAGUCAAGAGGCUAUGUCUUUGGACUUGCAGCCCGCUGAGGCGCCGGGGCAGUGUGGGUUGGACCGUGGGCCGUCUACUCUUGUGCCCCUGGUGGGACUGUCGGGUUUUGCUUCAGCCAGCCUUGAUCUCACUGGCCCGCAUGUGGAAUCAUCUGUCCACACUGGUGGGGGUGUCACACUUACGAAAUACCAGGUGACUCUCUCCCGAGCUCCCCUGGGCCCUGAGUUUUCUCAGGAAUCUUCUUCUGGGUCACAGACCGAUGUUCCCCUUCCCAGCCCACAAAGCUGUAUUGACCUGAAUGCCCUUGAGGACAUUCCCUUGUCACAGACCGACAGCCAUCCUGGCAAAGCGGAUGCCCUAAUUCCUGCAUCUUACCAUGAGGUGACUUUUCCUAAGUUUUAUCAAUCAAAGUUUGCAUUUCCAGUUGUGAAAGCGGCAGUUCCUGAGGGAGACUUGCGUGCAGCAGGGGAUGCUGCAGCUCUGUCUUCCUCAACCUUGGGGUGGCGGGGAGACUCUUCAGGAGAGGACGGCCAGGUGUCCCCACUGCCAAGCACCGAGCUGCUCCCCACGGGUACCCCUGUGUCCCAGGGUAGAGAGGAUCAGUCGGGCCCCUUGGGAACAGCUCCAGGAGAAGCUCCAGCUGACAAUGCUGACCGUGAAGGGAAAGGGAGUCCCUUCAAGAUGCCCAGGUUCAAGCUUCCAUCUUUUAACUGGUCUCCAAAGAAGGAGGUGGAGCCAAGAUGGGACCCUGAAUGCAGCCUGGAGGACGCCAAACUCAGCGUGGUUUUAGACGUGGAGCAGGCGGACACCCAGGCUGGGGUUGCUGUGUCUGACAUGGAGGUGCCCCCGGAUGUGCCUCCUGAGAAGGACGGGGAGAAGGGAAGGCUCAGGAUGUCUGGCUUUGCCAUGCCGAAACUUGCUCUUCCCAAAAUGAAGGCUUCUAAAGGCGGGGUGGGCCUGCGACAGGCAGACGUGCAUCCUUCACUUUCCAGUGCCGUGGCAGGAGGGGACGUCCAAGCCACAGAGCAGCCCAGCAGUGGUGGGGGCCGGGGGGACACUGUUGCAACCAUGGACUCCCCAGGAGAGGGCUUGGACGUCCAUCCAUCACAAGUCCGCAUUCCCAGUUUGGGCUUUGCCAAACCUGAUCUCAGAUCCUCCAAGGCCAAGGUAGAAGUGAGCCAGUCUAAAGCUGACCUGCCUCUUCCCAAACAUGACCCAUCUGUCGGAGGUGGAAGCCAAGGCAUGGGGCUCAGGGAUGUCCCAGCCAGCCAGCCCUGUGGGGAGGGGACAGCCCUAGCCACAGAAGACCCCCUUCAGACAUCCUGUCAACAAAUAGAUGCUGAAGUGCCCACAAUGGAUAGCCCGGAGGAGGGAGCCCCUGCGGGAGCAAUGAGAGGGGACGCACCAGAGAGCUGGUUUAAGAUGCCCAAGUUCCGCAUGCCCAGCUUCAGACGCUCCUCGUCCAAGGAGAGAGGUGGGGCCAGCGGGCGGGAGGUGCUGGAGCUCCCACCCCCUGCCAGCGCCACCCCAGAGGAAGAGGCAGCUGGAGUCAAGGCGGUCCACGUCUCUGGGCCCAAGGUGGAGGCAGGUAUGUCUCUGUGGCCCCCAGAAGCAGAAGCAGAUGUGACAGCUUCCAAGGGCCCGUUGCACGCAGACGUCCUUAGAUAUAAUAUGGAGGGCACAGGCUUGAAGCUGUCCCUCCCCGCUGCUGCGAUGUCCGAGGCUGAUCUUUCCCCUUCCAAGGGCAGCAUCCAUCCAGCCGAAAGCUCCCUCCCUCUUCAGGUGUCUGGCACGAGACUUUCAGAAACACAGGCUCCUGCAGGAGAGAUGGCCAAGAUGCCCCCUCCUAGGCCGGCAGGACAUGAACCUGCCCAGGUGGAGGAGAGAACAGAGAGACGGUCUUCCCAGCCCGAAGGUCCCCUGACACUGAAGGCUUCCAGCACUGAAGUGCCCUCCCAGGUUUCCGUGGUCAACGUGGAUCGACUCUGGGAGGACUCUGUUCUAACUGUCAGAUUCCCCAGACUGAGAACGCCACGGUUCUCCUUCCCUGCUGCCAGCUCGGAGGCUGACGUGUUCGUCCCCACUGUGAGGGAAGUGCGGUGUCCAGAGACCAGGAUUGACCUCGCCCUUCAGGAGAGCCCCGAGCUCUGGGGGGCCAGCAUCCUGAAGGCAGGCACUGGGAUCCCCAGGGAGCAGCCUGUGGGGCUUGAUGGCUCCCUGGAAGCUUCCGCAGUUCCCAGGGUCAGAGUGCAUAUUCAGGGUGCUCAUGUGCAGAGUCAGGAGGUUACCAUACACAGCAGGUUGACACCAGAAUUUGCAGAUCUCUCGGCGCCUGAGGCGUUUUCCACUGAGAUCAUAAGGGAAUCAGAGAUCCCUGCGUCUGAGAUUCAAAUGCCUUCUUAUGGAUUUUCCUUGCUGAAGGUGAAAAUCCCAGAGCCCCCCAGGCAGGCUAGAGUGUGCACGGUGACUCAAGACUCUCCGAUGCGGGAGGGCUUGGAAGAGGCUCCCGCUGCAGCUGCUCCAGGAGUGGACUCGAUGUCUGCAGAUCUGCAGCCUGACAGCGGAGAACCGUUUGAGAUCAUCUCUUCCAGCGUCAGCGCACCAGAACCACAGGCAUUCACGUUUGAAGUGCGUCCCAGCCGCCAGCUUGCAGGCAGCUGCUCCGAUGAGGAACCAGCAGAAAUUCUCGAGUUUUCUGCUGAAGACAGCCAAGAGGCCACCACCCCCCAGGCAGAUGGACACAGGGCUCCAAAAGAGAAGCCAGAAAGUAAAAAAUCUUCUGGCCUGUUCUGGUCUUGGCUUCCAAACAUUGGGUUUUCUUCUUCUGCGGGUGAGGCAAGUGCUGAUUCCAAAGCUGACGUCCCAAGAUCUGCUCCUGUUCAAACGCAGCCCGAGGCCCGGCCGGAGGCAGAGCUGCCUAAGAAGCAGGAGAAGGCGGGCUGGUUCCGAUUUCCCAAAUUAGGGUUCUCCUCUUCUCCUACCAAGAAGAGCAAAAGCACCGAAGAUGAGGCAGACCUGGCAGAGCAAAAACUUCAAGAAGAAACAGUCACCUUUUUUGACGCCCAGGAAAGCUUCUCCCCUGAAGAGGAGGAGGAAGGUGAGCCGGGGGACGCCAUGGGUGCCAGGCCAGGCUCCAAAGCGAUGGUGGCGUCCAGGGCGAGAACAGAGUUGAUCUUGCUGGAGCAGGACAAAGAAGCUGGUGAUGACCCUGUGUCCAGGCCCGUGACCGAAUGAAGGCUGGACAGUGGCUCAUCAGUGGGGGAGAGUUGGGCGGCUCAGGUACAGCACAGAGGCCAGCAACCCUGCACGUCCCCUUGGUGUACAGAAGUGAGAACUCUGUGUCACUGUCACAUGGCCCCCCAGAAAUGGAACCAAAAAUGUGCCCAGCUCUCUCAGAGCUCUAAAAGCACCAAAGGCACCUGACUUCACACAGGACACUGGAUUCACGCGGCAUACCGGUGCUCUGGCAGAAGAUGGCUGGUCUGCACCAUGUAAGUCUCGAGAGACCUGCCCGUGAGGCCCAGCAGAACACGCUGCUUCUCUGGGGGAAGUUCCAAUGGCUGUGGGUGCAGUUUUCAGUGUAGCUUCUGUCCUGCUGCUGCUGCUUCCUGAUGAACGUGGCUUUCUUCUUUCAGGCAGAGUACAGUGUAUUCCAGGAAACCGUUUCCUGCUCACUUAUGAGCUUACUCCUUUGUCAAAUGUCUUGCUGGUGGCACGCUUCGGGAUGCUUUGUGUGAUGAUGCGUACGUGCUGGGCGGAAGCAUGAUGGUCAGUGGCUGACCAGCGACUGUACCCAGUGCACUGGGUGAGAUGAGCCAGCAGAGGUCGUUAAGACAUCCACGAGUUAUCACGAGACGUCAAUACGUGUCCCCUUGCCUGCCGGCAUCUGUCAGUGCCUCUCCUGUGUGCACAUCAUGCCACACUGUCACCCCUGAUCCCCUUAUGUACACACUGCAGCCAGACUGCACAUGGGACUGGCUUGGCUGCUUCCUGGGUGGGAAAUAAAGGAAGUGAUG